This is a messenger RNA of Plasmodium relictum, 2247 nucleotides long. It is a transcript of the gene DNMT, whose product is annotated as DNA (cytosine-5)-methyltransferase, putative. Lineage: Eukaryota; Apicomplexa; Aconoidasida; Haemosporida; Plasmodiidae. The coding region runs from base 1 to 2247 and encodes 748 amino acids. The transcript has a single exon. Gene Ontology annotation, molecular function: methyltransferase activity. The record is from RefSeq and is a predicted model, not a curated record.
AUGGAGAAAAUAAAAGUAUUAGAGCUCUUUAGUGGAAUAGGAGGGUUUCAUUAUAGCUUAUUGCAGGCUUUGAUUAAUUAUAUUAAUAACUGGGGUAAUGAAAAUAUAAAAGAGGAUCUAAAGAAUAUAUUUCAUUUUAUUUCAUUAGAUCUAAAUCAUAUAGCAAAUCAAACAUACUAUCAUAAUUUUCAAGAAAAUUCUAUCUAUUUGACAAAUAAAAAAGACAUUAACAAGUUUAUUAAAAAAAAUUUUAAAAACAAUGAAAGUUACGAAAGAAAAACAGAUUCUUUUAAUUCUAAAAAACAAAGAGCAAAUAAAAAUAACGUAAAUCACAUUAAUGAUAAUGAAUUUAAUCUAGACAAAAAUUAUAUUAUUCAAACAGAUAUAAAUAAUCUUACUGUACAGUUUUUUGAUUUUCAUCAAUUCGAUAUGUUGUUAAUAUCAAAUCCUUGUCAACCUUAUACAAGACAAAAUAUAAAUUUUAAAGAAAUUAAUUUAAACGAAAUAAUUUUGAAGAAUAAUUAUAUAAAAAGUCAAGUUCCUAAACCAAAGGAAGAAUCUAAUAAAAAUAUUAAUGCAGAAAGUUAUAAUCAUGUUUAUAAUAAAUAUUCGAAAAAUAUCAGUAGGUGUAUACGCUAUAAUAGAAAUGCUGAGGAUAAUUUGAAUAUAUUAAAUGCCAACAAAAAUGAAAAAAAUCAUACAUAUUGUGAUAAAGAUAUGAAUAAUUAUAACAAUGUGAAUAAUUGUAUUGUUGCAAAUAAAUAUAAUAAUAUGAAGAACUGUAAUAAUGUAAACUAUUAUAAUUCGGUAGCUGAAAUAUAUGAUAAAUUCAAUGCUGAAAAUCUUGAUGUGGAUGGAAUAAUAGUUUCUUUAGAUACUGAAAAAGAUGAAAGAACUAAUAGCUUUAUUCAUAUUUGCAAUUUAUUACAAAAUACAAAGAGAGAAAAUUUACCACAAUAUAUAUUUAUUGAAAAUGUUAAAAAUUUUGAAGUAUCUUCUUCUUUUUUAUAUUUUAUAAAUUCUAUUAAAAAAAAUUAUAAUUUUCAGACUUAUCUUUUGUCACCUUUGCAAUUUGGCAUUCCCAACGAGAGACUUCGUUUUUACUGCAUUUGUAAAAGAAAGGAUAAUUUAAAUGACACGAAAAAAAAUAUAACUUAUGAAGAAAAAAAAGGAUUAUUAUAUAGUAAUUCUUUAAUCCCUCAAAGGUAUAUUUCAUUUAGAACUAAUGAAAUCUUAAAAGAAAAUGAAAAAAUUACUUUUUAUACACCAAGUAUAAUAACAUAUCUUGAUAGUAAUGAAAUAUUUUCUAUAUAUAAUAAAAAAUUUAAAAAUAUAAAUAUAUUUAACAGUAAUUUAAACGAACAUGGAAUAAAGAAAAGUUUUCUUCAAAAGAAAUUAGCAUGUUGUUUUGAUAUUUUAGAUAUCAAUAAAAAAGGGAAUAUAUGUUGCUAUGAUUCCAAUGAGUACUAUGUUGAAAAAAAUAAAUAUAUAAAUAAUCUCAUUAACAGCAAAAUGAAAAAUAAAAAAAAUUCAAAAAUAAUUCAUAGCAUGUGUUUUACAUCUAAUUAUAGUCGUUAUAUUAAUGGAUCAGGUUCAAUUCUUUAUUUUUCUAAACACAAUAAUGAAGAAAAAAAUAAUAAUAAUAGAAUAGUAGAAAAAGCAUAUAAAGAUACAUUAUGUGAAUAUAAAUGUGAAGUACGAAAUGAACCUGAGAAAGAAAUAGUAAGUUCGUCUACAAGUGAAGAAUCGAAUGAUUUAUCAUAUGAUUAUUAUUCCAGUGAAGUAUCCAAUAUAUGUGAAUAUGAAAAUAAGCAAAUGAGAAAAUAUGAAGAUAAAGUCCGAUAUUUUACACCAACUGAAAUAUGUAGAUUAAUGGGAUUUAAGAUGCAUACAGAAAAAUAUAAUUUAAAAAAAGUUACAAAAAAUACUUAUGGAAAUAUCUAUUGGAACAUUGAUCAUGUUAAUCAUAAAUGUGCGUACACUUACAAUACUCAUUAUUGUGAUAUAAAUAAUAUUAAUACAUGUAUAUUAAAUUUAAAAGAAUAUGAAAGUAAUAUAAAGGAUUUGAAAAAAGAGAAAAAUGAAAAAAAAAAAUGCUUCUGCCACGAAUUUACAUUUCCUAAUUUUUUAACAAAUAGACAAAAAUAUAAAUUAAUUGGGAAUUCUGUUAAUACUAUUGUUAUAUCGUUAAUUUUACAAAAUCAUAAUAUAUUUGAAGAUUUUAAUAUUAAGAAUAUACUGCAUUAA